Fusarium coffeatum is the source of this 510-nucleotide messenger RNA. RefSeq lists its product as uncharacterized. The coding region runs from base 1 to 510 and encodes 169 amino acids. The record is from RefSeq and is a predicted model, not a curated record. The transcript has a single exon. Lineage: Eukaryota; Fungi; Ascomycota; Sordariomycetes; Hypocreales; Nectriaceae.
AUGAAUUACUCACGCCGUACUGAUAGCAUGGCCAGUAAGAUCUCAGGAUCGCGGCCACCAUCAAUCCAGGUCAAUGGCCGUACUCGACCUCUUACAAUUCCACUUACAGGACAGCCCUCUCAUCUCAAAAUACAUUGGCGACGCAUCGAGACCAUGACCCGCAUGAUCUCAGGAUCCCGGACAUCAUCGAACCUGGUGAACGGUCGUAGCCUACAACCAGAGUUCACCAGCGCGAGGCACGCAUCACAUCCUCACAUGGCUAUACCAGCAUCUACACACUAUCCUCGACCGCCACAACCAACAAAUAGCUACCCACAAAAGAUCGAAUAUGUUUACAUCUACUCGAUGGAAACGAAGCAGGAGCUUCGAAGAAUUUCGGCCGACGCUGAAGCCGUCAAGGCUGAUCUCAGACUUAAAAAUGCGGAGAUGCAGCGGGAUAUCGCGCAUAUGAGGCUGCAGAUUGAUCAUAUGCGACGUCAACAAGCUCAGAAGGCUACUCCCACCAGUUAG